Messenger RNA from Acipenser ruthenus (sterlet), 4352 nucleotides. Its product is annotated as mitogen-activated protein kinase kinase kinase kinase 5-like. Gene Ontology annotation, biological process: protein phosphorylation. The record is from RefSeq and is a predicted model, not a curated record. Bases 663 to 3338 code for a protein of 891 amino acids. NCBI's taxonomy places the organism in Eukaryota, Metazoa, Chordata, Actinopteri, Acipenseriformes, Acipenseridae. Gene Ontology annotation, molecular function: ATP binding; MAP kinase kinase kinase kinase activity. The transcript has 34 exons.
ACCGUGAUUUGAAACGACAUGUAUUUUGACAUAAAGCCACACUGACUAUUUAUGUAUUAGGAUGUGUGAAAGGAAAAACAAUACUCCUUCUUGUAGUUAUUUUUUUUUUGUAUUAUUAUGAAUUAUUUCCAGUGAAGUUAUACAGAAUAUAAGUUUCUUCUUUUCUUUCCAAGGCUGUGUUUUAUUGUUCCCGUCCCGAGUUGAGGCGUGAACGUGUGGAGCCGCCUUGUCAACAGGAGGACGUGACAUUGCAAUUGAACGCGGAGGCGGAGGCGGAGGCGGAGUGUAGGCGAAGCUGCAGACCCAGCUCUCCAGCGAGCACAAGAGACGCAACGCCGAGCCUGACUCAGCCGAGGUCGUUUCUUUCUGUGAAGUUUGGGUUGCUGGAGAAAGUUUUUUUUUUUUUUUUAAAGCACAUAAGUUAAACUCGACGUUUAAUAGUCUGUAAAGAGUUUAAAUGCUACCGGGAGAGAGCGUGUAAGCAGGAAAUGGACCAGAAGCCAUAUUCGGAAAUAGAAGCUUUGCAGCUUUAGAAGGAAAGAAGAGAAAAGAAAGGACACCCUGACACUGAGUGGCUGUGUUUUACAGAAGAACCAGGGUUUGAUUGAACGGAUUUCAUUAUACACGACUUUUUAAUGUGAAGGGCAACCAAACCGGCAACAAUGGAUGAUCUUUCGCGUCCCAGCGCGGAGAUUCAGAGAAGAAACCCGCAGCAAGAUUUCGAGCUGAUUCAACGAGUUGGGAGCGGCACCUACGGGGACGUGUACAAGGCCAGAAACAUCCAGACUGGGGAGCUGGCAGCAGUCAAGAUGAUCAAACUGGAGCCAGGAGAUGACUUCUCCAUCAUCCAGCAGGAGAUCUUCAUGGUGAAGGAAUGCAAACACAGCAACAUUGUCGCCUACUUUGGCAGCUACCUCUGCCGGGAGAAGCUGUGGAUCUGCAUGGAGUACUGUGGAGGAGGAUCACUGCAGGAUAUCUACCAGGUGACUGGACCUCUUUCUGAACUGCAGAUCGCCUAUGUCAGCAGAGAAACCCUGCAGGGCCUUCAGUAUCUACAUAGCAAGGGCAAAAUGCAUCGAGACAUUAAGGGUGCUAAUAUACUGCUCUCUGACAAUGGGGAUGUGAAGUUAGCUGAUUUCGGAGUUGCAGCCAAAAUAACAGCGACCAUCGCAAAGAGGAAGUCCUUUAUCGGGACUCCGUACUGGAUGGCUCCUGAGGUGGCUGCAGUGGAGAAGAAUGGCGGUUACAACCAGCUGUGUGAUAUCUGGGCCGUGGGCAUCACCUCCAUCGAGCUGGCAGAGCUGCAGCCGCCCAUGUUCGACCUGCACCCCAUGAGAGCCUUAUUUCUAAUGUCAAAAAACAGCUUUCAGCCACCCAAGCUAAAGGACAAAACUAAAUGGUCAAACACAUUCCAUAAUUUUGUGAAAGUAUCACUGACAAAAAAUCCAAAGAAAAGGCCCACUGCUGAGAAGCUGCUCUCGCACAUGUUUGUCGGACAGACUGGGCUCAGUCGCAGGCUGGCUGUGGAGCUGCUGGACAAAAUGAACAACCCAGACCACCCUCCCCAUUACAGCGAGGUGGAUGAUGACGACCUGGAGCCUCUCUCAGCUGUUCGGCACACCAUUCGUUCCACUAACAAGAGCUCCAGAGCAGAAAGGACGCGCUCUGAAAUUAACUUUGACAAGGUGCAGUUUGAGCCUCCGCUACGGAAAGAAACUGAAGCUCAUGCCGAGAUGGACGUGACCAAAGACAACGACUUCUCUUCCCCGUGGAGCCCUUUCUCAGACGGAGGAGUCAGCAGCAAGAGCCUUCUCAAAUGCGUAGAGGAGGAGUUGUUUCAACGGGGCCACGUUGCACAUCUGGAAGACGGGUUUGAAGACAUGGAACUCUCAACCUUGAAACAAGGAAUUCCUCCUCCACUACCUCCAAAGCCUCGGAUGAGCAGCAGCCCGGACGAGGGCGGUCUGGAUGAGGAGAAGUCCCUGACGGUGCGACGCUUCCCUCUGUCUGACAACGGGCACUCCUCGGGCCUGCGCAGGCGGAGCUCCCCCACGCCGGGCAGCCUGCCGGAGCUCGUCUCCGCCGGGAUCCUGUCUGCCAGCGUAAGCAGCCCCGGCCUGCUGUCCCGCGCUGCUGCCGCCGAGCAGGCUGACGUGGAGAGCACCCCCAGCCUGAAUGGUGAUGACUGCAUGCAGCCCCCUGUCCUUCCACAGAGGAAGGAGAAGAAGGAGUUCCCGAAACCAGCCAUCAACGGCCUUCCACCUACACCAAAAGUUCUUAUGGGCGCAUGUUUUUCGAAGGUGUUUGAUGGCUGCCCAUUGAAGAUUAACUGUGCAACGUCAUGGAUACACCCGGAUACUAAAGACCAGUAUCUAAUCUUCGGUACGGAAGAUGGGAUUUACACCCUGAACUUGAACGAGCUGCACGAAGCCACCAUGGAGCAGCUGUUCCCUAGAAGAUGUACCUGGCUGUAUAUCAUCAACAAUAAUUUAAUGUCUUUAUCAGGGAAAUCCUUCCAGUUGUAUUCCCACAACCUCAUCGGCCUGUUUGACCAGCUCAAGAAGCCCGGUCUGGCAGCACAGUUUCAGACACACCGAUUCCCUGAUAAGAUACUCCCCAGGAGGUUUGCCUUAACAACAAAGAUCCCUGACACCAAGGGCUGCCACAAGUGCUGCAUCGUGAGGAACCCGUACACAGGGCACAAGUACCUGUGUGGAGCGCUGCAGUCUGGCAUCGUCCUGCUCCAGUGGUAUGAGCCCAUGCAGAAAUUCAUGCUGAUCAAGCACUUUGACUUCCCCCUACCCAACCCGCUCAAGGUGUUUGAGAUGCUGGUGGUGCCGGAGCAGGAGUACCCCAUGGUGUGUGUGGCCAUCAACAAGGGCUCCGAGCCGGGCCAGGAGGUGCGCUUCGAGACCAUCAACCUCAACUCCUCCUCCUCCUGGUUCACAGAGAUCGGCUCGGGAGGAAACCAGGUUGAUGCCAUCCAUGUGACCCAGCUGGAGAGGGACACAGUGCUGGUCUGCCUGGACAAGAAUUUAAAAAUUGUCAAUCUCCAGGGAAAACUGAAGUCCAGUAAAAAGCUCGCGUCCGAACUGAGCUUUGAUUUCUGCAUCGGAUCUGUUGUGUGCCUUCAGGACAGCGUACUGGCCUUCUGGAAACACGGAAUGCAGGGGAAGAGCUUCAAGUCAAAUGAGGUUACCCAGGAGAUUUCAGAUCAAAGCCGUGUCUUCCGUCUGCUAGGAUCUGACAGGGUUGUUGUAUUGGAGAGCCGCCCCACUGAUCACCCCACGGCACAGAGCAAUCUCUACAUCCUGGCCGGACACGAGAACAGCUACUGAGUGCAGAGCCCUGCCCUGCCAGGAGGCGGAGAGACAUCAAUCUGCUUCCAGCUCGGGAGGGAGUGACGCAGGACAGCGCGCUGCUCGCCGUCCCUACUGCUUUUAUCAUGUCUGUUUGCAGCAGUUGGGAGCAGAUCGCUGUCUGGGGAAGAGAUGGGGCUCUGGGAACAGAUCACUGUCAGAAUCUGUGCAAUAAAGCCAGAUGUGUCGCUGUCUCUGUAGAGAACCUGCUACACAGCAUCAGCCUGAUAUUCCCCUUUGGAUCAGAGCGAGGACUGCAGGGAGACCGAGGGGACAGACGUGACGAAGCUCUCUGUAGCUGGAGACAGCUACUUGUAAAGAAGCAAACCUCUUGCCACUGUGUGGUCAGUCAGAUCUGAUGGCUUCAUGCAAAGCCAUUAAGAUGUAGCAAUCUGAGACAGUUAAUUACAAAAAAGCACAGCAGCAAUGGCAAUAAAAAAUAAUAAAUCUAUAAUAUUACACACACAACACACAGUGUAUAUAUUUAUGUGCAUAUACUUGUUCAGUAAAGUGCCAUUAAGAAUUAUACAUGCUAGUUCCUCUUUGCUCUAGCUUGUAAACUGCUGUUACUUCAGAUAUUGGGUAAUGGGAUAGACGCCUUGUUUCAUGUGAUAUAAUACAAUAUCAUUUUAGUGUUAUUUUAAUGGGGGGGGGGGGGGGCAACGUCAUUCUUUAGCAUACCAGUAUGAAGACUAGUGCAUUCAAAUAGAUCAGACUCCAGAGCGGUUUGUAAAGUGGAAUAUUUAACCCUUAUUUAUGAAUGUGCCAGUAGGAGGGUAUAGCUGUCGUGACUCUAGUUCUCUUAACCAUGGACAGACCCUGCAGUUUAGCAGGGGGCAGGGUAGAAGUUGGAUAUGUUAUGUAAAAUGUUUAACAGAUUUUUUUUUUGGAAAAGCUGUUACUUGUAUUCCAUAUUUGCACCAUGUAAGUAAGCACUUUUGUACAUCUGCCUCAGUUUUAUCAUUUCUUUCUUUUUCUUUUUUUUUUUUUUUU